CAUGAAGCGUAUCUCAAGUCCCUUGGUGCUACUCACGUAUUCGACAGACACCUGUCUGCUGGCGAUCUCAAGGCUGCUGUCAGCAAAGUUACAAGCAGUCCGAUUAAUUAUGUGUAUGAUGCCAUCUCUGUGCCUGAGACACAGCAGAUUGGAUGGUCGCUUCUUGGUCCUAAAGGAUUCCUGGUUUUGACACUUCCGGCCUCAGUCAAAGAAGAGGAAGGAAAGGAACGCAAAGCGAUUCAGACGUUUGGAAGCCCACAUGCGAAGGAAAAUCAGUCGCUUUGUAGCGGAUCGUGGGCCACACUUUCAAAGUGGCUCGAGGACGGAACCAUCAAGCCAAAUAAGUACGAAGUUCUUCCGAAUGGGCUUGAAGGUAUUAUCGAGGGAUUGGAACGAAUGAAGAAGGGGCAAGUGAGCGGGAAAAAGCUGGUUGCCCACCCGCAAGACACGAAGUGAUUCAGAGGACAAAGGAGUUGAUGAGGAAGUUAGCUAUGCGAGUGUCGAGGAAGGGUUUCAUGUUUAUAUUGAAGCACCGCUGUAUCUGUAAAGCCAAUAUGGCACGUAGUAAAAUCAAAACCUGUGAUCCAUUCGAGCAGUACAAGAGCAGAAGGAACGACUGUCUUCCUUUUGUUAUGGUCUGA
This is a messenger RNA of Suillus paluster, 641 nucleotides long. RefSeq lists its product as uncharacterized. NCBI's taxonomy places the organism in Eukaryota, Fungi, Basidiomycota, Agaricomycetes, Boletales, Suillaceae. The annotation marks the transcript as partial. Gene Ontology annotation, molecular function: oxidoreductase activity, acting on NAD(P)H. The transcript has 2 exons. The record is from RefSeq and is a predicted model, not a curated record.